CGAAAUAUUUCGGCUAUUAGACAUCCCGCUGUUGGCAUUCGUUGCUACCGAAGCCAAAAAUAUAAAUAAAUAUUGAAGAUCGUUUGAAAAGAAGAAUUGGCACACUUAUAAAUAAGUCAAGAUACCCAUCAGAUGUAGGUAGACUCACUUCAUUUGCAGAGGUAAAGAAAUAUAUGAAGUCUACUUCCUCUGCCUAUUGACAGUUAGAUUUCAAUGGAAAAAGAAAAUUUACAGCAACAGUUUCAGCAGUUCCAAGACCAGCAGAAGCAGAAACUUCUGGAGAGAAGGAAAAGAAAAGAGCAGGCCAAUCAAAAUAUCAAGACAGAGUCAAAAGAAAAUCAUGCAUUUGGUGUCAGUGAUAACCUAGACCUGAGGAUUGGUGAUACACAUUUAGUGAACACAGAUAGCAUUAUAUCUGAGGAGCUGGUGGACCAUUUAAAUAGUGAAAUAAGACAAAUUAAAGAUGAGAAUGGACGACUUUUUAAGCUUUUGAGUGAAAAAGAUUUUGAGAUUCGUCAGUUAAAGAAAAAAGCUGAAGAUUUAAAAAACAGCGGUUUAGAUGGUCCACUGACCAAUGAAACAGCAGCAACUAAAAUAAUUGAACUCAGUAAAAAAGUGCGUGAGUUGACGGCAGAAAAAGAAUCUGAAAAAACCAGAUGUAAGCAACUCCAAAAGAAAUGUCAUGACCUUGAAAUUGAACUUCAGCGAUGUCCACCAUCAGAAGUAACAUCAUCAGUCGCGCCACCUACAGACAAUAAAGAGGAUGAUGGCGUUGAUGUUAAGGCCCUACAAGAAAGGUUAAAACAGUCAGAAUCCAGGAUGACAGAUUUUAGAAACCAGUGCCAGUCUCUACGACAAGAGCUUAAAGUUGCUCACAGGGUGCUGAGUCAGGAGCUGGGGGAAAACGUGAACAUUCAAUCUUUACUCAAUGAGACCAGCAACUGGAGAGGCAGGGCACAGCAGAUUCUGGCACUCCAGCAGAAGGUGGAAGAGUUGAAAGUUCAGCUGGAUGGGCCCAACAGUGAGGUUACAAAUACAAAUAUUUUCAAUGAGAAAGUUGCCUCAGCCAGAAAGAGGGAGGAAAAGUACAGGGAGGAGUUAAAGAGAGUGGAGAAAGAAAGAAAAGAAGCUCAAGAGAACAUGUCUGUCAAGGUGAAGUCCCUGAAGGCUGAGAAUGAAAGCUUAAAAGAAAAGUUAGAUGCUGCCAAGGCCAGGAACCAAGUUCUGGCUAAUGAAAUUAAAACUCUAAAACCACAAGUGCAGACACUUUUGAAAAAAAGCCGAAAUGAUGAUGAAUUUAUUGAUGCACUUAUGAAACAGCAAGGACAGCUGAAGCAGGUGCUGGAGGAGCACAACAAGAUGCAGGCUGAACAGCAGCAACAGCAACAGAAACAGCUGCACCACAUGUCCAUGAAGAGUCAGCAGGACAACAACAUUGUGGAGCAGCUUAAGUCUAUAGCAGCAGAGAAAGAGGCGCAGGUCAAGUUGCUGGAGAUGGAGCUGCAGCAUUUAAAACUUUCACAUACACAAAAUCAUCCUAGUUAUGGACAUUAUAAUCAGAAUCCCAACCCAGGUCAUGUGACACCACAAGCAGACAGCCGACCAAUCACAGCCAACGAAUUAGAGAAUGUAUCUGCAAGACCAAGAGUAAACCACUCCUCACUGUCAAGUGCAAGAAGUAAUUCAAGGGCCUCCAGCAGAGACCAUUUAGUUACACAAGCUCCUCAAAUACAGCAGACAGAUGGGGCAAACCUUCAGUAUCAAUAUCAGGAGCUGGAAAUAAUGAGCCGUGCUCUGGAGGUGGAGAAAGAUAAAAUGACAGAGUUGGUCAAACUGUUACAACAAAGGUUGACAGAAGAAACUCUUAAACUAAAUGAAACACUAUCAGAACUUCAGGCACAAAAGAGGCUAGCUGUAGAGCUAGAGAAGCAGCUGGGCAGACGUACUUUAGAAGCUUCUAAAAAGAGGAAUGACAAAAUUGCUUACUCAGCCAGAGAUCAUGUCACAGGUGAUGACAGCCAUGAAGGUGACGACACGCACAUUGACAAAAAUGAGCUCCGAACCAGACUUGAGAUACAGAAGGAUGAGAAUGAGUCCCUCAAAGCUGCCCUGAAGCGAACACUGCAAGCCAAAGAGGAAGACCUGCAGGUGUACAGUAUAACAUUAGAGGAAACCAAGAAAGUUUUCCUGCAGGCCCUGCGACAGAUGAAAGAUAGGAGUCCUAAUACUUGAUCUGUUGCAGAAUCUGUGCAAAACAUUUGUUAAAUAUGAUGCAAGACUUAGUAGUUUUCAAAUUUAAAUUUUUAACUGUACUUAAGUUUAAGUAAAUUUAAAUUUCUAAAUUUUGAAAAUUAUUAUUUACUUACGUUAGUUUAAUUUUACUUGUAAGCAAAAUAAAUUUUAAACCAAAAUAUCUUUUUCAUAAAUGCAGUUCCAGAAAACAUUCUUCAUACAAAAGCACAACAAGUGACAUGUUUUAAAGAAGUUUUUAAUUUACCAUCCAGUUUAAUUAUUAAGAUAUUAUACAUGCAGUUGAACUUUGUUAUUCAACUGCAUUAGUACAGGAUCUUGGUAAACACUAAUCCUUCACUUAUUAUUAAAUUUUUAAUGGUUGGCUAAGUUCCAUAUAAUAAUCUGUUCAGAGAAUAACAAUAGGAGAAUUAUCUUAAAAUAGUGACUUUUAAAGACUGACCCUGAGCAAAACAUUUUUUUAAACAAUUCUCUUAAAAACCAACUUGUUGUAGGUGUCAUAUUGUUAGUUUUUUGCUUUGAAUUACCAAAAAUUACUGUUGGCAUGCUUUGUAAUAUUGAUCUGGAGUAAUCAAAUAUUAUUUUCUAAGACUUCCAGUAAUAGACAAACCCAGCCAUUGUAACUUUAUAACUAGAAUAGGGAAUUUUCACCUGUCACAUAUGUGGUUCUUAAAUAGCAUUAAAAAAACUACUUGUAGACUGUAGACCAUCACUUAAAACUAUAUUAGCUACACUACAGUACAAAUACUUGUCCAAAAUUCUUAAGUUAAAUUUAAUUGAAGCUUAAGUAGCCUACCUACACGGCAU
Molecule: messenger RNA, 3057 nt
Organism: Physella acuta
Lineage: Eukaryota; Metazoa; Mollusca; Gastropoda; Physidae
Product: coiled-coil domain-containing protein 13
Biological process (GO): cytoplasmic microtubule organization; non-motile cilium assembly
Cellular component (GO): centriolar satellite
Source: RefSeq, a predicted model, not a curated record